UUUAACUUCAUCUUCAGAGCCUCCUCUGUUGUGUGUUUUCCUUGUUUCCCCUAUUAUUAUCUCGCUCUCACAAAAUCAUGGCAUUCUCUAGUGCUUUGAUUCUGUGGUCGUUGCUAGCAAUCAACAUGGCCCUGCCAACCCUCGCAACCGUCUACACCGUGGGAGAUACUUCAGGUUGGGCAAUUGGUACUGAUUAUAGCACUUGGACUGGCGACAAGAUCUUUUCAGUGGGUGAUAGUCUCGCGUUCAACUAUGGAGCUGGGCACACAGUGGAUGAAGUUAAAGAGAGCGAUUACAAGUCGUGCACCGCAGGGAAUUCUAUUAGCACAGACAGUAGUGGUGCGACCACAAUUGCCCUUAAAAGUGCAGGCACUCAUUACUUCAUAUGUUCUGUUCCUGGACAUUGUUCUGGCGGUAUGAAACUUGCCGUCACUGUCAAAUCAGGAAAAGCCUCUGAUGCCACACCCACUACUUCCACUACUACCGCCACUAAAUCAAACUCGUCUUCAGCGAGUAGUGUCUCACCAAUUGUUGCUAUGUUCAUUGUUUCCUCGAUCUCUUACUAUGUUUUGCGUAUGCUAUAAGUUUCCCCACUCAGUCAGGACAGAGGCAGUGCUUUCUUUCUUUCUUAUAUUAUUAUCACUCUGUUUUCUGGUUUGAUUUAUCUCUGAGUACUAAUCCAGGUCACUUGUUGUCGUGUAUUAAUUAUCUAGGAAAUCUCCCAUGUUUGUCUUUCA
Messenger RNA from Glycine soja, 737 nucleotides. Its product is annotated as blue copper protein-like. The transcript is spliced from 2 exons. The record is from RefSeq and is a predicted model, not a curated record. Gene Ontology annotation, cellular component: plasma membrane. Gene Ontology annotation, molecular function: electron transfer activity. Lineage: Eukaryota; Viridiplantae; Streptophyta; Magnoliopsida; Fabales; Fabaceae. Bases 78 to 584 code for a protein of 168 amino acids.